This is a messenger RNA of Pungitius pungitius (ninespine stickleback), 1778 nucleotides long. RefSeq names its product nuclear factor, interleukin 3 regulated, member 6 (gene nfil3-6). Gene Ontology annotation, biological process: regulation of DNA-templated transcription; circadian rhythm. The transcript is spliced from 2 exons. Bases 357 to 1505 code for a protein of 382 amino acids. Gene Ontology annotation, molecular function: DNA binding; DNA-binding transcription factor activity. NCBI's taxonomy places the organism in Eukaryota, Metazoa, Chordata, Actinopteri, Perciformes, Gasterosteidae. The record is from RefSeq and is a predicted model, not a curated record. Gene Ontology annotation, cellular component: nucleus.
ACGGAUGGAGGCGGUCCCAGUGAUCGCGCGCACUCAAAAAGGGCCCCGCUGGUUCACGCGAGGAUAGGGACCGUCCUGGGCUGAACUCGACGUUACAAAUAAAGAGCUGCGGUAUUCCAAGUGGAGCAGAGAGCAGGUGAGCGUAACGUGAGGUAACAGCGCCCAGUGGACCCGCAGUGGCUUAAACCCCGGAGAGAGAGAGAGGAAGAAAGGAAGGAAGAAAGGAAGGAAGGCGCUUCUUCCUGCGACCCGACGGAGAGACGUUGUCUGCGGACUCUUGAUCCUUCUACAGGUGGCCCCGUUGCUGCGUCCCCAGAGAGUCCCGCUCAGUGGUUUUCGCUGCAUCAACAGGCGUGAUGUUUGAAGAAGAGUCCCAGCAGGAGAUGGACCCGCAGGAUGCAGCCGUGCUCCACACUCUUGAGUCGCCCGUGAGUCCCGGUGGAGCGGGAGGAGGAAGAAGAGGAGGGACUCUGUCCUUCACAGACGAAGCAGUGUCCAUCCUGACCUCCAGCAGCAUGUUGGCGCGCUCCCUGCUGGUCCGCGGAGCGGCCGUCAAGCGCAAAGAGAGCCCCUCCUCCAGCGUCCGCCGUAAGCGAGAGUUCAUCCCCGUGGACAAGAAGGACGAGGGCUACUGGGACAAGAGGAGGAAGAACAACGAGGCCGCAAAGCGCUCGCGGGAGAAGCGGCGAGUGAACGACAUGGUGCUGGAGGGCCGCGUGGUGGCUCUGCUGGAGGAGAACGCUCGCCUGAGGGCCGAGCUGCUGGCCCUCAAGUUCCGCUUCGGGCUGGUCAAGGACUCCUCCAGCGCCCCCAUGCUGCCCGUCGCCGCAGCUCCCGCCCCCCCAACCCUGACCCCCCACUAUUAUCUGCACAGGGGCGAGGGAGGCCUCCCCAGCUCCUCGGCCCCCCACGGCAACGGCCAGGCAGGCCGGAGCUCCAGGGAUGCCGCGAACAUGUCAGAGGACUCCGGGUUCUCCACGCCGGACGGGUCCAGCGUGGGCAGCCCGAUCUUCUUUGAGGACCGGCUGAGCGAUCACGGGAAAUUCUCCCCGCACCGAGCGGAGGAGCUGGGCGCCGACCUGCACUACUCCCCCGUUAUCGUCCAACACAGAUCGGGAGCCGCCUCAGCCAGGUGGGACCAGGGCGAGUUCAUUAAGAACCUCCCCCAUAAGCUCCGUUUCAAGACCCCCGGCUGCGGGGAGGCGUUCGAUGCCGCGGGGGACCGGCGGAGCCCCCAAAGGGAGGACCCCAAAGGCCCGAGUGGCAGCGAACCGGCAUCAGGGCACUGCGCCGGCUCCUGGCUCGAGCAGCUGGAGGGCGAGGAAGUCCAGAGGGGGAGACCGUCCCCUCCCCAGUGCAAGGCCUCGGCCGCCGGACUCCAGCCGAGCGCGGUCCAGUACAAGCACGAGAACACUCACCUCAAGUCGCAGCUCAACUCUCUGAGCGAGGAGGUGGCGCAGCUGAAGAGGCUUUUCACAGAGCAGCUCAUGGCCAAGGUCAACUGAGGGCGCCCCCCCCCCCGGACUGAUUACGCGUUUAAAAGAACAUUUAACAAUGUCUCGUCUUUUUUUAUUUCGAAUGUUGUGCUAUAUUGUAAUAAAUGUCUCAUGCCAUAACCCAGCUGUUUAACAGGGCGUGUUCUCCGAAGUAGCGUGUGAUAGUUCUCUAUCUCCCACACACUGUGACCACAACGCUGUUUACAUCACGUCAUUGCGAUGCUAAUGUUUGCAGUCUUUCUGUAUACAUUUUCAUAUUAAGAAUUAAAAAAAUACAUUACA